This is a messenger RNA of Cucurbita maxima (winter squash), 1688 nucleotides long. RefSeq names its product diphosphomevalonate decarboxylase MVD2, peroxisomal-like. Gene Ontology annotation, biological process: isoprenoid biosynthetic process; isopentenyl diphosphate biosynthetic process, mevalonate pathway. Gene Ontology annotation, molecular function: ATP binding; diphosphomevalonate decarboxylase activity. Gene Ontology annotation, cellular component: cytosol. NCBI's taxonomy places the organism in Eukaryota, Viridiplantae, Streptophyta, Magnoliopsida, Cucurbitales, Cucurbitaceae. The record is from RefSeq and is a predicted model, not a curated record. The coding region runs from base 168 to 1442 and encodes 424 amino acids. The transcript is spliced from 10 exons.
ACCUCCAACCUAUAAGACUCACCUCCCAUUUCAUACCCCCACGGAUCUCGCUUCUAUUCUCUCUUUCUCUCUCUGGAUUCACUUUCCGCAUUUUCGUCCUCCCUGUCUUUUUUCUCUUCUUUUUUUGUUGAAAAUUGUUUCAAUUCUGAUCAGCGAAGUCGCUUUCCAUGGCGAUUUGUAGAGAAUUGGCGGGUGAAAAAUGGGUGUUGAUGACCACUGCACAAACGCCGACGAACAUUGCGGUGAUUAAGUAUUGGGGGAAGAGGGAUGAGGCCUUAAUUUUGCCUGUCAAUGAUAGCAUCAGUGUUACUCUUGAUCCGAGUCAUCUCUGUACUAUCACCACCGUCGCUGUUAGUCCCGACUUCGAGAAGGAUCGAAUGUGGCUCAAUCGCAAGGAGAUAUCUCUUUCUGGAGCCAGGUACCAAAAUUGUUUGAGGGAAAUACGCAGUCGAGCGAACGAUGUUGAGGAUGAAGAAAAGAAGAUUAAGAUAGCAAAGAAAGACUGGGAAAAGUUGCAUGUAUAUAUUGAUUCAUACAAUAAUUUCCCAACUGCUGCUGGCUUGGCUUCCUCUGCUGCCGGUUUUGCUUGUCUUGUCUUUGCCCUGGCAAAUUUAAUGAACGUCAAGGAAGAUCAUAGCCAGUUGUCUGCUAUAGCAAGGCAAGGUUCGGGAAGUGCAUGUCGUAGCUUAUAUGGUGGAUUUGUGAAGUGGAACAUGGGAAAAGAAAAGGAUGGAAGUGAUAGUCUUGCAAUUCAACUUGCUGACGAGAAGCACUGGGAUGAUCUUGUAAUAAUCAUUGCUGUGGUAAGUUCGCGACAAAAGGAAACAAGCAGUACAUCAGGAAUGCGAGAAACCGUAGAAACAAGUUUGCUUUUACAACAUAGAGCAAAGGAAAUUGUACCAAAGCGUGUAUUAGCUAUGGAAGAAGCUAUUAAAAAUCGCGAUUUUGCAUCGUUUGCACAAUUGACAUGCAACGACAGCAACCAAUUUCAUGCAGUCUGUCUCGACACUUCUCCCCCGAUAUUUUAUAUGAAUGAUACAUCCCACAGGAUAAUCAGCCUUGUUGAGAAAUGGAACCGUUCUGAAGGAGAACCACAGGUGGCAUAUACUUUCGAUGCCGGGCCGAAUUCGGUUCUGAUUGCACGUAAUCGAAAAGCUGCUGUAUCUUUGCUUCAAAGGUUGCUGUUCUACUUCCCUCCCAAUGCCGAAACGGUAUUAGACAGUUAUGUUCUUGGCGAUAAGUCAAUUCUUCAAGAUGCUGGGAUUAAGAGUGUUGAGGAUAUUGAAUCCCUCCCACAACCUCCAGAAAUCAACAGUUCAUCCCAGAAAUACCAGGGAGAUGUCAGUUAUUUCAUCUGUACCAAGCCCGGGAAAGGGCCGGUCGUGCUCCCCGAGAGUGAAUCACUACUCGACCCGAAAACCGGGCUGCCAAAGAACCUCUAGGGAUUGUAUUAGUCCUAUGCAAUGUUUUUACUGAAGGCGAGACUCGGAGAGUUCAGGUUAGAUGAUCGGUCAACCGAGUAUUCUAAGGUAAACUUGUGUUUGUUCACGUUAAUCCAGUUAAUGUUGAGAAUAAUUUCAGUGUCUUAGUAUUGUUUGCUUGUUUUGUUUAGGGCUGAGCUUCCAUUGUCAAAGAGAGUAAAAUCAUGACAAAAUAAAUGAAUUGAGAAUGAAUCUUCCCUUCUUUCA